Dimorphilus gyrociliatus is the source of this 2933-nucleotide messenger RNA. The record is from the annotation of a GenBank genome assembly. Lineage: Eukaryota; Metazoa; Annelida; Polychaeta; Dinophilidae.
AUUUCACUAUAAAUAGCCUAUAAACAUGGAUAUAAGUUAGUCUAAAACCUCCGACAACACGACACAACUAAAUCAACCUCCGAUUUGGAAGGAGCAAUCAAACCUUUCUCUAUAUCGUCAGGACCAACAUUGUAGGUAAUUGAUUAUUCCAAUCAAUUAUUAUUUGUACUUGUUGAACGAUAUAAAGAAACUGAUUAAUCCUGUUCCUAUAUUUAGUAUCAUAAACAUAUUAUCUUAUUUUCGUAUGUCAUUAUAUUCUUCAUAAACAGUCAUAUAGAAAAAUGGCACCAUCCUCUUCGAAACAAGACCCUCCAUUAAUCGCUAAAUUAGCUAGCGCUGGUCUAGCAGCAUGUGUGGCUGAUGGAAUGACGUUUCCUUUGGAUUUUGCUAAAGUUCAAUUACAGGUAUUUUAAGGUUUUAUGUGUGAAGUGUACCACCAAUUGAAUGCUUCUCGAAUGAUCUCUGUCUCACGCUUUUCAGUGUGUUCUAAACAUUUUACUUCAGGUUGAAAGACCUCGAAGAAGAAAGAAGGCCAAGGCCAUCUAUAGAAAAACAACUUGUUUAUGUCUUGUUUGUCGCACUUUUUCGAAGCAUUCAAUUACCUUUAUCAAUAAACAGCCCCUGUCUUGCAAUUUAUCAAGAACUAUUUGCCUAUUUGGAUGAAUAGUUUUAAAGCAAAUGAACCUAUGAGCUGUCACAGUUAAUUCUAUUGAAAAUAAUUUUAUUUUUCUCUAACGUUUUCAGAAAAAUAAGAAGGCCAAGAUGAAGAUUUGGGGAGGGAGGGCUGGGUUUUCAGGUGCUUGCUGACAGAGCGAAAUGGGAAUUAAAAGGUGUUUUCUUAAAAAAAAUCACAAACUAACAAUAGGCAAUCUGUAUUUUCAACUCAAUAUUUAUAAACAGAUGGAGUGAAUGUUUUAAUAGGACUUUUUGUAAUAGAUUGUAAUAGAUUGCUGUUCCUUUUCAAGCAGUAGCAAAAAAAAUGAUAAAAUAUUUGAACUCUUUGAAAGGAUUGAUAGGUGUUUAUUUGACCACGCUAUAUGUAAAAUCAUCUUAUACUAUAUAUUAUCAGAUUGACAGAAAAAUAGAAACGAUAAGAAAAGGAAUUGUUAUCGUGACUAUAAAAUGUAAUUUCGCUUAUCAGUAUAUUUUUUUUACUUAACUAAAAGAUAUACAAAGAUGAGAAGAAGAGAAAAACAAGAAUAUUUAUCAAUAUAUACUGUAUAUUCAAUAACAGGCAUACAGUUACAUUCAAUGAAAAAACUAUUGUGUUUGUUUUUAAGCACUAAAAGCAAGUCGGUCAGGUGUUUCUUAUCCUUUUGCCCUUUCUUGCUCCAUAAUCUUAAUAUAAAACCUUAAUUACUUACGAUUAUGAAAUUUAAGACUUUUACUAUUUGUCCGAACAGAAAACUGUGUUCCUUCCAGCAAUUAAUCUAUUUAUAAUUAAUUAGAACUUUGAAGAUUUUUAUAAGCCUUAUUGCUCAACCAUAUAAAAACAAUCACACCAUCUGUUUCUUUUUAUGAAUAUCACAGAAUUGCCUGAUUUCAUUUUAAAUAUUUCACUAAUUAAAGGCGAUUGUCUCGGAUAGAUGAUCGUUUUAUAUAAGAUGUAAAAAGCUAACCAUCCUGCUAUAUGUCGGAUCUUAGAUCCAAGGUGAAAAGAGUGCUACAAAACUAUACUCUGGGAUGUUCGACUGUCUGACCAAAAUAUUUCGAAGCGGAGGUGUCCGUGCCAUCUACAAGGGGUUGGUACCUGGUUUACAAAGACAAAUGUGCUUCGCAUCCGUCCGAAUCGGCCUCUACGAUCAGGUGAAGGGCAGCUAUACGAAAUUUUUUAUGGGAAAGCAAAAUCCUUCAGGAGAAAAUUUUGGCAUACGGAUAUUAGCAGGAAUUACAACAGGAGGAAUGGCUGUGUUAUUCGCUCAACCAACUGACGUAGUUAAAGUUCGAAUGCAGGCGCAAAAGGAAGGAUUUGUUAGAUAUAAAGGAUGUGUCGAAGCUUAUGUUAAAAUUGCUAGAACAGAAGGUAUAAGAGGGUUAUGGAAGGGUACCCUACCAAAUAUGACACGGAAUGCUGUUGUUAACGCUAGUGAAUUAGUCACUUAUGAUUAUAUUAAAACUUCCAUUCUCAAACAUCAAAUUCUCAAGGACGGUGUUCCUUGUCACUUUUUAUCAGCGUUUGGAGCUGGAUUUAUCACAACAAUAUUCGCAAGUCCAAUAGAUGUUGUUAAAACAAGAUUUAUGAAUUCGCCUCCAGGAGAAUAUAAAGGUGUUGUUAACUGUGCUACCUCAAUGUUUCGCAAUGAAGGGUUUUUUGCCUUUUACAAAGGCUUUUGGCCGUCUUUCACAAGACUUGGAUCUUGGAAUAUAGUAAUGUUCGUAACAUAUGAACAAUUUAAGAAGUUGUUUAUAAUCAGAAAAAGCUCUAAAGACCCUAAAGAAAUUCAAUGAAUUUUAAUAACAUUAUGAUUUGUAACUGAAACUUGAAUUUAACUAUGUGUGAAUUAUCCAAGCUGUGAAAGUUAAUUACGGUGUUGAAUUUUCUUCCACUUCCGUGUGUGAAUAGUGUUGAAAUUACAGUAUUCAUAGUCUUCUUCCUUUUCAAAACACAUUGCAUUUACAUACGUGAAUAUUCGUUAUUUCUUUCUCGCAUAUAUUAUGUAUAUAUAUUUUGUAAAUGAAUUAUUUUAAAUAAAAACAAAUUGAUAACAUCUACCACCAUUAGUUAGUGUUAUUUUCAAUUAAUUAUCUUUCACUUUUGGUAUAGAUAUAUACAUGUAAACGGUAUUACAAUGUUGUUUAAAAGUUAUGUUUCACAUAAAAACAUAAAAAUUUCCAACACGGAAAACCAUUCUUAAAAUGAAUGGAUUAUCUGAGUCAUCUGUGUUUUCAAAACUUUACUCAAAUGAUAAUGAGUUUAUCUCACAAUGAAAUAC